Coffea eugenioides is the source of this 1797-nucleotide messenger RNA. Its product is annotated as histone-lysine N-methyltransferase ASHR1-like. The coding region runs from base 70 to 1350 and encodes 426 amino acids. Gene Ontology annotation, cellular component: nucleus. NCBI's taxonomy places the organism in Eukaryota, Viridiplantae, Streptophyta, Magnoliopsida, Gentianales, Rubiaceae. The transcript has 12 exons. The record is from RefSeq and is a predicted model, not a curated record. Gene Ontology annotation, molecular function: protein binding.
CUUGCGAGUACUGAGGCCAUUUUCUCUCGGCAGAGGAGUCUACUGAGACUUGAGAGUGUUGAAUUGAAGAUGGAGGAACUGCAGAAGGCGCUAAAUGACGGAAGAAGCUUAACAGUUUCAACUCUCCCGGAUAAAGGACGCUGUCUCUUCACCUCCAGACACUUUUCUCCGGGGGAGGUGAUAAUAAGCCAAGAGCCUUAUGUCGCAGUACCAAAUAAGAACUCAAAUGAUUCAAGUUCCAGGUGUGAAUGGUGCCUCAGCACUAGGAAUCUCAAGAAGUGUUCUGCUUGCCAAGUUGUUUGGUAUUGUGGGAGCACAUGCCAGAAGACGGAUUGGAAACUUCAUCGUCUUGAAUGCCAAGUGUUGUCUAAAGUUGAAAAAGGGAGGAUUAAGUCUCUCACACCUUCCAUACGAUUAAUGGUGAAGCUCUAUUUGCGAAGAAAGCUGCAAGUUGAGCAGCUUGCUUGCAAUGCACACACUAUUUGUGAUGCUGAACUCAGACCCUUGGCAACUGGAUUGUAUCCUGUUAUUUCUCUUAUUAAUCACAGCUGUUUGCCAAAUUCUGUUUUAGUAUUCGAAGGGAGGUUGGCUGUGGUCCGUGCUGUUGAGCACAUACCCAAAGGUACUGAGGUACUGAUAAGCUACAUAGAAACUGCAGCAAGCACUAUGACUCGUCAAAAGGCCCUCAAGGAACAAUACUUUUUUACUUGCACUUGUCCCCGCUGCAUUAAAGCGGGCCAAUAUGAUGAUAUUAAAGAAAGUGCAAUCCUGGAAGGUUAUUGCUGCAAGGAUAACAGUUGCAGUGGUUUUCUGCUCCGUGACCCUGAAAAUAGGGGAUUUGUGUGCCAAGAAUGCGGACUGCUUAGAGAGAAGGAAGAAAUUAAAGACAUUGAAUGGGAAGUCAAAUAUUUGAUAGAAAAAGCUUCCAUGUGCUCCUCUGGAAAUAAAAUAGAUGCUAGUUUGACGUACAAGGCAAUUGAGAAACAACAGUUGGAGCUGUGCCAUCCAUUCUCGAUUAAUCUAAUGCGGACAAGGGAGACUCUUCUGAAGAUAUACAUGGAGCUUCAAAAUUGGAAAGAGGCUCUAGCAUAUUGCAGAUUUGUUAUCCCUAUCUAUGAGAGAGUAUAUCCGCGCUUACAUCCUUUGGUUGGUUUGCAAUAUUAUACUUGUGGAAAACUUGAAUGGUUUCUUGGAGAGACUAAUGAAGCCAUCCAGUCAUUAACCAAGGCAGUGGACGUAUUGCGAAUCACUCAUGGAACAAGCACCUCUUUUAUGAAGGAACUCCUGAUUAAGUUGGAGGAAGCACGUGCUGAGGCAUCUUACAGUCUUUCAUGCAAGGACGAUCAGUGAGAUUUUCCCAUUUCAGAUGCGCACCUAAGCAAAUGUAAGGUGGUGUAUAUUUCCAUGAAUAUGAUGUUGUUAUGAUAAUCUGAAGAUCUCUAACCUUGUGCAUCAAGUCUUUGGGAGCUCACAACCCCAUCCUAUGCAUGAGAGAGAUUUCGAGAUUCGAGAUUCAGAGAUCAGAGAUAGAUAGGUGGCUAAAGAACACCGUUGUAUCAAAAGGGAGAACUUUAUCAAUGUUCUUGUAACUGUGUUGCAUAUUGAGAUGAAUAGGAAAUCCAAACAGCUUAAGAGCCCAGGAAUAUGCUUUGCUUUAGUUCUUCAAAUUAGUAUGUAGAAAAAGAAGAGUCCUACAUAACUUUGGUCAAAACGUCAGAGGGAUGCUCUCGAAUGCAAGAGAAGUAGCAGAGCGAUAAAGUUUGCACUAAUUUUGAUUUUAUAGUAUACAUUGGUCUA